AUGGCAAGCAUAAAGAGCAAGCUCAAGGGCCAACUGGAGGCCCUACACUCUUUCGUUCAAGGAAGCGACAGCACUGAAGAAGUCAAAUCGGCGCUCAAAGAACCUUUCACUCUUUUCCUCCUCCCACGCGAAGUGGGUAGCCCCAACACAUUCCGUUUUCUCAGUGGUAUCAGUGAAGAUGAGCUGCCGGAGUACCGAAAGAUAUUUGUGACGAAAUUGUUGAACGAGCACUAUGAGUUCCUCCUCAAGAUCGUUGCGCCGAAUUUCUUGGGACGAAUUUCGAAGAGUGAGAGGAAGGACUUGUUCGACGCAUACUUUGUCCCGGGACAGCAACUGCAGAAUCCGGAUGUGAGAGUGAUUAUCCUAUCGUCGCUCUGUUUCCUUUCGGAUGCGGUCUCUUGGAAAGAGCACACAAACGUGCUGAAAACGGCCACGGGGCUGUUACAAAAGCUUCUGACCGCCGUGGCCGUCUGGGAUUUUUGCUUCAAUAUCUGUGGUCGAUGUACGGCAACGGGACCGGCUAGCGCCGCAGCGCAGAGCGCAGACUGGCAGCAAUAUGUUGCGACGGUGUGUUUCUUACCGGAUAGGAUGGCUAAUGCCCUUGGCCAGAAAACGCCGGAUUUCUUCGUUGGAACCCGACUAAUGGGCCGCUUGGGAAAAGAUCUCAUCGCUGCUUUCUCGGCGUGUGCGAAACUGGAUGCAGAACAUUUUGAGCGCACCGUAUCGUACCUCGCACUGCUGAUAGCGAAGAUGGUCCGGUUGGGGUACUCCGCAACACUAGUCGAGAUUUGGCUACCGGCCAUCAUCCCAAUGCUGGCAAAACCCGCCGAGCGCCGUGCAUGGAACCGCAUGUUCGCACAACUUUCUCAUUCAGAAAGCGAACACCUCCUCAUUGCGGGUCUGCAACGGCUUUCAGAGCGGAAUCUACUGAAAAGCAACAGCGAAAAGGCAAGCAAAGUGUUACUGGACUGGAUCGGACAGGCAACGAUUGAGCAAAAUGAUCAUUUCCUCGCAAUCUUUCGCAAACUCCUACUCGACUCGCACUAUGAUAUAUCUGUUUCUCGGAUACUAGUCAGAAUGAUUGCACGUUUUCACGUCCCAUCAUCACUUUCCGUCCCGGUCGCCUCCCGCUGGUUGAUUGAAACGUGGGUAGACCCAACCUACAUCAAAUACGCCACUUACGAGCAGCACAAAGGCCUCACAUCUGUGAUUCUCAUGUGCCUUGGCAUAUUAACCGCGGAUGACAUCAGCGAGCAGGAUCUAGUAUCUCUGUUCUUGCCGGGGAUGCAAAUCUAUUUGGAGAGCACGGACCCAAGGGUGCGAUGUUUGGGCAUGAUCACGGCGGAGCAGUUCUCAAAGAAGAUGGGUAGCUCGGCGAAACUGGAUUUUGAACUGGAAGUGGAUGAUGAGGUCCGGUUCCUGAGAGGACUCGUCGACGGAGGAGAGGGUGAAAUGAAGGCUGAAGAUGUGCACGGCACUGAAAACGCGGGCGUUUCGAAUAUUGAAGCGUUGCGGUCGAUGUCUAUGGAAGAACGGAUAACUGAGCUCUCAGGCGACAGCUCCGACGCCGGAUCUGGCGAUUCAGACGAUGACGACGACCUUGUACCGCUGAAUCUGGAGGAAACAGACCCAAAUCGCCAUCCGGACCAUCCUCCAAAGGCUCGGCCGCCCGCUUACAUCCAUGAAUGCCUCGCGGGUCUUCGUUCCCACGAGGACCCCGACAAACUCGAGAUGUCCCUUGCCACUGCUGAAUCGCUCAUCACUACCUCGCACCAAUCUGCAAUUGACGAGAUCGCUAUCGAUUUACUAUCGUGCCUGCUCUUCCUGCAAAAUAACUACGAUACGAAGGAUUUUGAGAAAACUCAGAUUGCUGCAAUCGCUGCAUUGAUUUCCCGGCAACCGAGAGUUUGCGCGGCGUAUCUGAUCGAUAAGUUCUACGAGAAAUCAACCGGUUUCAGACAUCGCAUGGACAUACUCAACAGCAUUUGUAUGGGCGCAAUGCGGCUAAGUGGGCUCGGAACUGUUGGACUCUCUACUUUCAGCGGCACGGCUUCUAUGUUACCGGCUGCCAGCACACACGAGCUUCCGAUCCAACCAUCGACCACAGUCGGGACCGUCACGCGGAGAUCCGCCCCGCGUACAGCCAAGGCACACGCCAAGCAAAACGCAUUCGCACCACACGCAGCUCACUUCCUUUCCCCGCUGAUAGGCAAAUUCGACUCCUCGACUCGUACCGCCGUCAUAUUCGGCGGCGCGCAUGGCCGCUUACUCCUCGCAAGGCUUAUCACCACUGCAGGCAUUAUCCUGCACAGCGCUGCCAACAGCAUCGACUCGCGAUCUUUAGCCCGUCAGUUUUUCAAUUUCCUCUGGCCAUUGAGGCUGCUUGAUGCGCCGUUGCAAAUAGCAGCAGCAGCGGGGCAACAACAUCAGUUCGCGAAUACCAAGCGAAACACGGACAGUUUGCACCAAGCAAUCCUGUUUGGCGUGUCGGUGCUGUUUGUGAGCCUGCCUUCGUUCUUGAUUCGAGACGAGUUUGGGAACGCCGGGGAAGGAGCCGGAUAUGGCACCGAAGGCGUCGUUUCCGAAAUCAUGCAAGUUCAGCGGUGGUUGUUAGAUAUCCUAGCAACGGAACCGAAAGCUGAAACGAGGCAGCUGGCGGCCUCAGUUUUGAGCACUACCCAGGAGUUUAUGACAGAGCAGAGGGACUCCUUCAUGGGAGAUGCACGAGCAAUCGAGGGAGCUGCAAUUCUACUGUGA
Molecule: messenger RNA, 2757 nt
Organism: Fimicolochytrium jonesii
Lineage: Eukaryota; Fungi; Chytridiomycota; Chytridiomycetes; Spizellomycetales; Powellomycetaceae
Product: telomere length regulation protein-domain-containing protein
Exons: 3
Coding region: 1-2757 (918 amino acids)
Biological process (GO): telomere maintenance via telomerase; protein stabilization
Cellular component (GO): cytosol
Molecular function (GO): telomeric repeat DNA binding; Hsp90 protein binding
Source: RefSeq, a predicted model, not a curated record